Stylonychia lemnae is the source of this 2826-nucleotide messenger RNA. Lineage: Eukaryota; Ciliophora; Spirotrichea; Sporadotrichida; Oxytrichidae. The record is from the annotation of a GenBank genome assembly.
AUGAACGAGACUAAUCCAUCUAUGAAUGGCCAAAAGAAUGCUAACGAUACAAGUAAAGGAGUGAAUGGGGGCUAUAUUUCCUAGAAUGAAUUUUAUUCACCGUACAGUAUGGCAGGUUCACGCAAGCACAUCCAUUAGAAUCUUUAUCCUCAGAUCACUCAAAGAGUCCUGCAGUCUAAGAAGGUAGUAUUAUGCAGAAUCAUUAAACAUGCUCCUAUGGAGGCAAGACCUGAAUUCGAGCAAACUUUCGACUCUUAUCAAGUUAAAACAAGCGAAUUCGAUGAAAAGGUUGAGUAAAUAACUCAUAAAGUCAACAAACAUCAAAGCAAAAACAGCAAUGUGAAUGACUACUAUCAUUAAUCGCAGCCAUAGCAAUCCGCAUUCUACCCUCCAGGCUUAAAUCUACAGCAUAGUUCUAAAUCUCAAAAAGUGAAUUAUAAGGAACUGCAAAUGCCCUCUGAAAUCUCAAAUUUGCUUUAGUAAUCACCAAAAGGUUCUGCGGGGGUGAGUAGCAUCUCCAGGAAACUAGCUAAAACUACUAUUCAAUAAUCAGCUGCUAGAAAGAAGUAAUUGAAUCAUGAUUUAGCAUAUUUACCCAGAGCAAGUGAAAUAAGCAAAGGGUUUAAGGAUCCAUAAAUUUAGAAUGGAAGCACACGCACUCAUAGAUAAAGUUUUAACAGCAAGUUACAAUAGAGUAUUCCAAGAAACGAAAAACCAGAGGGUUAAAAGUUGUUUUAAAAAGGCAAAAGAUCUACAGACAUGACUUAAGUUGAAAUUCAGUAGUCUUUUGAAAUUAUGAGUCGAGAUUCUCAUAUUCAAAAAUAGAAUAUCAAAUUAGAGCCUAAAAAAAUGCUCAAUAAAUUUCAAAAGCCUAAUACCAGUAAAUUUCAAAGUACUUUGACUGACUCAAGUAUUCCUCAUCAAGUUCUCUAUUAGCAAAAUAUGAAGUAGAUGAAAACUAAUACUUCAAGUUAACCCUCCACAAGCAAUAAAUUCUACAAGUAUCCUUACACUGGCAGCUAGAAGUCUGCAUCUGAAAUAAAAGAAGAUAGAAGAGAUGACAACAAUGCUCAUAAGGAAAGUAUUGUAGGUAGUAACAUUAACAACAAUAAUAACAGUCUUAAUUAGAAUAACUUACUAAAAAAAGCCAUGACUAUCUAGGGAAAAAGUAUACAAGAUAACUAUUAUCAACGAUUAACAAAUAAAAUCAUAGAAAAUAACAAUAACGACAAAUAAUAUUUAAGUACUUACAACAACAAAACUAGUAAAGUUAAAGACUAAUUAUAUAGUAAGCUCAGUCCUAAUAGGCAUACAUCUAAAUAGAAAAAUCAAGAAAAGAUGGCAUAGAGUAAGAUGAAAACACUAAAGAUUGGGUCAAAGAUGUACUCACAGUAAGAAGCUAAUCAAUAUAAUAGAUCAACUCAGGUGUUUGUAGUAUAAGAUGAGUCCUAGUUUAAAUUUCCUAGAAAUAAUGUAGACUAUGACUAAAGCGAUUCACUACUAAUGACACCUAAAAAUGGAAAUAACUAUGUCAAUGAUAACUUUACCAGCAAUCAUAACAGCAAUACUCUUUAGCAGGACCACAACCUAGAGACAAUUAGCUAGCAUCUGACUGAGUCAGUAUAGGCUAAUGAUAACAUUCCAAUAAAGUCUUUAAUAAUAGAGCACCAAGAGUAUGAUUUGCCUAAUCGCAUAAUACUGCUACUUUUGAUGUUCAAUGUCGACGAAUAUCCCAAGUAUUUGAGACUGAGUGCCUCCUGGUUCUGCAAGGUCAAUGACUCAUUAGAUGAAUAUGCUAACAUAAUAGAGAAUAAAUUCAUAUAGCAGUAUGAAAUGUAUCUGAAUUUCCUCAGAUCAUAUAAUAAUGCUACUCCAAUUAGAUUCUGCAAUUAAAGGGGUGUCAGGCUAGAUAGGAUAUUUCAAUGUGAGGUUAUGCCAAGAACUGAUAUGAUUAAUAAGACUUUCCGCAUUGCAUAUAAAUAGGAAUACACCCCAACAAUAAAAGAAAGAUAAGUAAGCAAAGACAAAACAAGGUACGGCACAGAAUACAGGUUUGAUGUGCUUAAGAAGGGGUAAUAGAGAGUGACUUGGAUUUAUAUGAGUGAUGAUAUGCCUCCAUGUGGUUAGAAUGAAAUUCAAGUUCAAUCAGGAGAUAUUAUAGAGUUUGCAGUUUGCCUUUAUAAUAUGAAUGGCAUUGUAGAUAUCAAUACGCUAGAAUGGAUGAAACCAGAAUUCCUGCCAAUUUCACCUUUAGAGAAAGAUUCACUUACUUAUAAUAGAGAUAAUAAGUUACUCUCUCAUAAAAAUGAUAGAAAGGUAAAGGUGCAUUGCAAUAUCAAUCGUAUCUGUGAGAUUGAGGAUGCUGUACCUGAGUGGAUCAAGCUUGGGCCUUAGAUAAGAGAUCAGCCUAGAAUGCCUAUUGAUACUUCAAAGUAUGAAGGUAGAUUUAAAGUGCUGUCGGUCUAGUUUAACGAACUGGAUUAGCACUUCAAUAAAUUGGUGCUUUAAACUCUCAGAAAAGGAACUGUUGAAAAUGAAAUAUUCGGUGGAAGUCUAGUAAUCUAAGUAAAAGAUGAGAAUUAACCAAUAAGAAAUGAAAUAAAAAAGAGAGGUGUUAUUUUUGACAGAAAUAAAGACAAAGAGCGCAUUCAAGUAAGAGUAGGAGACAUAGUGGUUGUCUAUAACAGUGUUAAAGUACCUGAACAUUUUUAACAAGAGAUCUCACUGCCUUUAAGUUAAUAUACGAGCAGAUAAUCACACGGCUAGUCUCAGAGCAGCAUGAAAAGUAAUGGUCUAGCUUCAGCAAUUAAAGGGAAUAAAAAUUGA